This is a messenger RNA of Exophiala viscosa, 848 nucleotides long. Its product is annotated as cytochrome c peroxidase. Lineage: Eukaryota; Fungi; Ascomycota; Eurotiomycetes; Chaetothyriales; Herpotrichiellaceae. The record is from RefSeq and is a predicted model, not a curated record. The transcript has a single exon. Bases 93 to 611 code for a protein of 172 amino acids.
GUUCAUCCCUCAUCCCUGUAACAAAGUGCGAUUAUUUUCCCACCAUCCUGUGACCACCACCCUGCUCCCCUCUACUCCCGGUCAACUGUUUAAUGCCCGAUCCACCGACUCCUCGAGAAGAACGACAGCCCACCCACUACGAUGUCCUCCAGCUUGAUCGCCAUGCAGACUGGAGCCGCUUGACCCUAGACAACAUCAAAGCCGCAUACCGGCGUGCACUGCUGAUCCACCAUCCAGACAAAACUAUCAUCAGUUCGAGGCCGGCGCAGCCCACCCCAACGUGUACAUAUUCCAUCGAUGAUAUUGCGGUUGCAUACGAGGUUCUAUCCGAUCCCGCAAAGCGCAGGGCAUACGAUGCAACACUUGACACGCCGAAUGGCUCAGUAUUGACGGAAAAGAGCGCGCACAUCGGCGUGGAAGCGUUCGACCUAGAAGAUUUGAAUUAUGACGAGACUGAGAGCAUCUGGUCGAAGAGCUGUCGUUGUGGUGAUGAGCAUGGCUAUAUCUUGACAGAAUCAGACCUGGAAAGGGAGAGUCAACAUGGAGAGGUCUAUGUUGGCUGUCGAGGUUGUAGUCUGUUCAUCAAAGUCUUGUUUGGACUUCAGGAAUGAUAACAAGCCUUGCCGCAUCUCUUUCUCGGAAUGUGAGUGUUUAUCACGCUUCGCCUUGAGUGGCUUCCUGGUCCAACUUCUUCAGCGCUUCGAUGGCCCCAUCGACAUCUUCGGACCGACCCUUCACGACUGCCUCGAAUUCCCCUCUCAUGGCAAUAUAUGCAUCCGCCAGCUCUUGAGUGUGCUUGACGAUUUGAGCCUCUAUUUCACCUUUGCGUAGUGUCAAUGUGAGGAGUU